CUCUCUCCAAACUAGGACUUGGCAGGGGAGGGCUGGCCCGCUGCUGCGGUGCGGCCACUGCCACCCGCUCGGCACCUGCAGGACCCCUGCACCGCUCCGGAUCAGGUCACGGGGGCUUUUUCCCGCUAUCUCCCCUUUCCUUGUCCUGCUCGUCGCUCUCCCUCAUGUUUCCUGCUUUUGUUUGUGCUGGGUGGGGGAUGGGAGGGGCCCUAGGAGGAGAGAUAGCCCUUAGUUUGUAGGUAUGGCAUUUGGUUCCAGACCACUGCGAAGGGCAGGGGGAGCAGACCCCAGAGUCAUCCCCAAAACUCUCAACUUUGCUUUUGUCGAGCACUGUUUGCUGCCAGAGCCUGGAGCAAGCCGAUCCACAGCAGUCCCCAGGGCUCAGGCAAGGGGUCUGUGAAACACAGCCACCUUGGCACUCACUGGUGCCUAGCUGUUGUUUCUAUGGGGUUUCCCUGCCAGUGGUGGAUAUCCAGCCACCCAUUCGGCUGCUUUCAUCCUGCCAGUCCAUGUGGCAUGGGGGUGGCAGCAGAAAAUCUGCAGAUAGCAGAGGACAGGGAGCCAGCCUGUGCCUUGCCAGGACCCUCAGUCCUCAGUCUCUUUGUUCUGGGAUAGUUUAGGAAAGUAGGAGAUAUUUGUGAACUCCUGGCAUAUCCUCUGGUGCUGGUGGCACUGUGAUUCUCUGCUUAUGCCAGGAGCAGUGGGAUGCUCUUCCUAAUCCCUGCUAUGGGCUGGAUGGAGGUAUGUGAGUCCCAUCUUUCUGAUCAGUGAUCAGUGCCUAUUGAGAAGUGCCUGAGGUUUUCUUGGUUUUGCUUUGGGAGGUGCAGAAUCUUACUAGCCCUGGGAAUCACUGCCUGUGUUCUUUAUCUGCCACACUGCAGCUUUGUUGUUACAGAAGGUUCAUCGCCUUCUCCCUGGGGCUGCUGCCCUGGGCAGACACUGUGUAUUGCCCUGCCUGGGGCAGCGCUGUGGCUGGUAGUAAUUUCUGUGCCAGGAUUUUGUCCUUAUGUGCUGGGGAAAAAUUCUGGGGCUGUGUGGGACUGACCACCCUCUAAAUAGUGUGUACCUCCUUGUGAGGAACAGAGCUAUGUGUACUGAAUGAGGGCACCAUCACUGGGUGUGAUAUUGGGAAUCUGCAAAAGAAACCAUGGUCUGGGUUCCUAAGCCACCAGGAUACCCUGCUGAGGCCCCCGCUGCUUGGCUUCGUGCAUGCCACUCUGGGAAGGAAGCUCAGAGAGAGAGAGAGAAGAAACUCUCCAAGUCCUUCCCAGCCUGCAUCACUGGUCCUGCUGAUGGGACCAAAAUAGAAACUGUGUGGCCAGCCUCUCCCCCGACCCCUGCUCAGCCUCAGCACCAGCACCAUGACUGACGGUGGUGGCUCACCCUCUGUGUUUCAGCCCUGGCUAAUUCAUGGCUCAAGGCUGUCAGUCUUGCUGUUCAGCUCCUCAGCCAAAUGCAGCAACAGAUUGUUUACAUCAGUGCUGUCAGGUUUCUUGAUUGCCAGGAGGCAGAUUAUUUACUGUAGUGGCAUAUAAACUUCAUAACAUUAUGAUGGUGGAAAGUUGUCAAGGGAUAUAAAUGCCCAGAGUCAGCCCAGGAGGCUCCAAGGAGAUGGUUUUGGUUUAAAUUAAGAUAAAACACUGUCUUCCAUGGAUUUUGGGAACGAAAUCACAUUGUUGUAAUGGGAACAUUACUCUGAAUACUAGGGCUGGCAAACUCUUCAAUUUAUGAAGCCUCUGCGGAGGAUCUGAGCUACUCUGGCAGAUGUGCCUUGCAACAGAUCUCCCGUUUGCCUCGAGAAGGUGGUGAAAAGGAGAUGGCACCACAGCAUCAUGCAGAGCUUGGGGUGAAGUGGUGGAGGGAUGGAACUGCCAUGAGAAGGGGGUUGGGAAAAUGCUGGGAACUGUAUAUAAAGUCUCUUCUGCUCUCUUCUUCCCAGAAAACCAAAUGUGAGCAUUUUCUUGGGAAGUGCCAAGCAUGAAGGCGGGAUAGCUUUUGCCUUGCUUUGAUUGAGGCAUGUCCAGGCACUGUCCUUCCACCUGGCUUUGCCACUUGGAGAAGCGUACCCUGACAAACUGUCAAACUAUUGUGUUUCAUUUCUUUGCCUUGCUACAAUCCCACCCCAAAGCAGCUGCUGGUCUCUGAUGCUGCAUCUUUGAAUGUUGCUCAGAGGCUGCACUGACAUAGCUGCUUGUCCUUUGUGAAGCAGUGCUGUCCUGGGACCUCCAGGUUGGCCACCCAGAGUGCCCAGUGACACUGACAGUCUUCUGAGCAAGUUGGCAAGCGUGCUUAGAUGCCUUGCUUGUGUCCAUGCCCAGUAGCCCUGACAGGGACCUCUGUACAGCACAUGCAGGGACAUCAGGGACCACAGGGCUGGGAGGAGGUGUCCUCUGCAGCUGCAUGCAUCUGACCACAGACUGGUUUUUAAGCACUUGCCUUGCUUCUUCACUAGCAGAGAGAUCUGAAUUCAUCUUGAUCAGGCCCAGGACCCACUGAGAGAUAAGUUGUGUUGCCCUCUGAGUGCUAGGAUCGGAAACUGGCUUCUGCAGCCUGGAGGGGCAGCCUUAUGUUUGCAGCAGUAAUCUACUCCUCUGCAGGGUGACAGUGCAACUGAGGAUGUCCUUGUCCUUGCCCUGGGAUUACCACACUCCUACAGUUCAGAAGCCUGGAAGUGACCCAUACAGGUGGUGGCACUUGUUCCGGCAGGUCAAGUGUAUGAAUCCUAAAAUAGAUGAGCAUAGCUCAUGGCUCACCCCUCAUGGUGCUUCGAAAGGCUCAUGUUUUAGAUAGAGCCUCUCCGCCCCUGUGCUGGGGGGAGCCCCAUCUCCUUGCUCAUACUGGACCCAGCGUGGGGGAGCUCCUGGCUCUGUUUCAUUUGUGUGAUGGUAGGAGAGAUGACAGCUGGAAUGGAAAUUCUGAGUAGAAACAAAGUGCACAGUUUGGGAACUUGCUGAUCACUGCACACCUCACUGCAACCAAAACCUGAGGGUUGUACCACAUCUUGACCAGCAUUUUCCCUUCCCCAUCUGGCACGGGGACACCUUCCUCAGCAGACCUCAUCUGUGCAGGUUGCUCUUGUAAGGUCAGAGAAGCCUGGCUGGGGAGCUCCAGGGAGGGGAGAGGUCAGUGAUGAUGCGUGGGAAGCAGGAUGGGAGAAUAAGGACAGGAUCUCAGCAGGGGUGGUGUGAGGACAGUAGCGUACAUGGGAAGAUUAAAUAUCAGAGCACAGAAAGGGUGGUGUGGGGUGUGCAAGCCUGUGAUGGAAACAGAGGCUGAAGGCAACCAGUGGUGUGCCAGCAGGGUGGGAAUGAGCUGCAGCUCUCUGGAUGGUGCCCUGGCAGAGAGGAGGCAGAAGCCCAGGAGAUCUUGCUGUCACACAGGAGUGGCUAUUAAUAACACACUUUCCUUGUGGCUGAUCUGUACGAGUCAAGUGUCUUUGUCAGGAGAAUACAGUUUGUAAACUGAAAUGGGCCCCUGCUCUCACUCAGCCAGCUCUUGUGCCACAGCAGGUUCCCAGCACCCACAGCUAGCCAGGACACAGAAAUCCAGCCAGCUGCCGUCAGGACAGGUGCUCGUCAUGGAACCAGGCAAAGCUCUCGGACUUGUUUCCCUUGUAGUCCCGUGGUUGGAAAAAAUGCUUUCCAGUCGACUAAUUGGAAGUUUGCUGAAAGGUCAGGAGGAACGAUGGUGUUAUUAUGUCCAGACUUCUCUGUGGCUCAAGGGUUGUGCAUUUAGUGCCAGCAAUGUCCUGCAAGUGGGUCCUCUUCCCUCCUUUGGUGCCAGGAGAGGGGUGCCAGAUUUGUCACUGUAUGAAGGUAACCUGAGAUCUCUCUUGCUCCUGGGCACUGGCAGGAAUAGACAAGGCUGCUGGAGGGACAAAGGGAACCGUAAUGAGGAGGAAGGGCCAAGAAGGUGUAUGGCACAAGAUCCCUCUGCCUAUCUCUGAGAGCCUGUUAAGUAUGGUACAUGGAAGUCUGCUCAAGGCUAGUGAAGUAAAGCAGAACAAUGGAGUUAAAUCCAGAUUCUCUUCCUGACGUGGGCAAAGAUUAUGUCAUGGGGGACACUGCAUGUUUAGCCCUAAGAGUCAGCCAGUCUGGUUUUGGAACCACCAUCACCACAUGAGGGAUAGCUACUGGUUAUAUGGAGAGAUGUCUCCAUAACAGCUGAUUCACAAGCUGUAUGUACACUGCAGUUACAAGAUGCGAGUUUUUCCUCUUCCAUCCCUGCUGUGCUUUCCAAGGGUGUUUAGAUCUUGCUUGGACAUGUUCCUGCUUCAGCAGCCUGGCAGGGUGGAUGCUUUGAGGAGUCUGGUAAUAAGAUACACCCCACUUUUCAAGAGCUCUGAUUGCAGAUCAUGAGCAGACCAGAGCUGCUGUCUCCUUCCUUAUUCACAGAAGGAGAUUGAAAUGAUAGUGUGUAUCUGCUCUUAACUAGAGUUGAUAUCCCAGUACAUGCAGCACUACUUCCUUUCCUUUGCACCCUGCAAAUGCCAGGCUGCCUCCAUCCUGCCUCCUUACCUAACUGAGCCGAGUAACAUGGUCUGCAGAGCAGCCACAGGUGCUGGCUCCUCUCCAUCUUUUCUCAGUCACAAACAAUGGAGAUGCCAGUAAUGUGCUGGUGUUAGGCCUGGGGCUUCCAGGACUUAGUUCUUUUUGGACUCCUCUCUGCCUAGUGCAUGGUUCCCCAGCUGCACACAACUCUGCUAAUGUAUAUCAGCCAUGGGCAGCCCUGGCAGUUGGUCCAUCUGCUCCACCAGCAGCAGCUCUGACACCUGCAAUACACCAUUUGGAGCUCAGGUUGGAAGUGAGAUGCAAGAGGUGGGGAUGAGUACACCCAGCGUAUCUGAGCUGCACCACGCUGCUGUCAUGGGCUGUCAGAUGGCAGUCUUGUAAUAACCUUCACCACUGGUGGUCAGAGCUUGAUUCAGCGUGCCAUUUACAGACAGCCCUGAAGAUAAAAAGGUUUGCAGUCAGCUAGUGCUCAAACAUAAAUGUCAAACCAAGGUUGUUCUAGCAGAUUUCUUCAUGAGACUGGUGGAAAAAGGAAGGAAGCUGUGUUAAGAGGUCUUCCUGCCCACAGCAGCAGCACAGUAAGUGAUGCAGCAGCAACACAGUAAGUGGUACAGCAGCUUUGUGCUGGUGGAAUAUAUGGAACAGCCAUUUAGCUCGUUUGAGGUGCCCUUGGUCAGUAUGUGUCCCCCAGGAGCUAAAGAUGGCCAAAAAGAGUCUGUUGCAGUGCGCCACAUCCCGUGUUCUCGCUUGUGAUUUUUAAUAUGUUUUAUUUGUUCAGACAGUUUUUAAUGCCUGUUGGUGAUGAUGCACAUUGGCAGCCAUCUGAACAUGAUCCAGCAUGUGCCAAGUGCCCACGAAAGCCAGCAGCAUCCUGGCCUGUAUCAGUAAUAGUGUGGCCAGCAGAACUAGAAAGUGGCUGUUUCUCUGUACUCAGCACUGGUGAGGCCACAGCUCGAGUGCUGUGUCCAGAUUUGGGCCCUCUUCCUGUCAUUGAGGUGCUGGAGCACAUCCAGGGGACAAUACAGCUGGCGAAGGGUCUACAGAACAAGACUUAGGAGGAAUGGCUGAGGAAGCUGGAGACUCAUGGGAGACCUUAUUGAGCUCUACAGCUACCUCAGAGGAGGUUGUAGCAAGAUGUGGGGUCAGUCUCUUCUCCCAGGUAACAAGUGAUAGGACAAGAGGAAAUGGCCUCCAGUUGUACCGAGAAAGUUUCAAUUCUCUGAUUCUAUGCAGUUUUCUGUGAAUGAUCCUGCAGAUAAUGGGGAGAGGGGACAUGAAUGGAGCACUGCAUUGUUGCGAACGGGAUGGAAGCAGGGUCAUCAGCAAAAUGGUGAUGCCCUUUGCAAAGCUGCAUGGGCCUUGUUAGAUUGAAUCUUCUGGUGACCAAGUACCUGCCUGCAUUGCUUACAGUGGUAGGAAUUGAGAAAUACUUCUGAGGAUGUGAUGCUUUGGCUUUGCUUUCAGGUCAGCCACGCUUUAGCUGCCCUGAUGCUGUUCUCUGGAGGCCAUUGCCUUCCUGCCUGCCUUCCUGUCUUCCUUCCUGCCUUCCUUCUUGCCUUCCUUCCUCCCUCUCUCCCUUCCUCCUUUACAUUACUGAGUACAGGCAUGGUGAUAAGACUAUAGAAACUGAAGAGCUGGCUUCCUUGUUUACAAGGCUGGAGGAGACCAAACCAAGCCUUGUCUUUCCCAAAAAUACAAACUCACCUUUGUACUCAUCUAUUAAAAAGAGGUACAGCCCAAUGGGCUGCUUGUGCUACAAGCACUAUCAAAAACUCCAGUUUGUCCGAAAGAUAAGACCUAUGUUCCAUCUUACAUUCAUUUCCCAAAUAAAAAGGGAAGAAGCUUCUGAUAAAUUCACUUAUUUGUGUGGGCCUUGGGUCAUUGGAAGUUUGGUCCAGAGUGAUACCCUGAAGGUUCUCUGAUAUUACUGAAGAAUGUAAAAGAGCAUGGGAAGGGAGGAAGAUAGAAGAAGGGGAGCAGAUGUCAGUCUGCAUGGUGAACAGCAUAUCCAAACCCUUGUAGUGGGUAGAGGAGAUACCUUGCACAGUAUGGGAAUCAUUGGGAGUGGUGGUGAUGGUGGCUUGUGUGUGUUUGCCAUGAUCGAGUCCCCUGCCUUGGGAGCAACUGAAGAAGUUUACUUCUACCAAGCUGUGGGUUUUGGUUGUUUUUUUUAAGUUUGCCUUGAAUAAAUAUUCUAGCAGCUGAAGGGAGGCAGCUGGAGUGUGGGAAAUGAAGCACUGUCUCUGGAGGAUGGGAGCACUAGAGCUAGCCAGACUCAGCUCCUAUCACUCAGGCCUUUGUGUGCAGAGCCACUGACACUGAAAAUGUUGCAGCACCUUCCACUUGUGGCUUUCAACAGACUGCUGCAAUAUCCAGGCAGCCUGUGAAACUUUAAGAGCUGGACAGGGAAAGCAUAAGCUUUCCGUAAAGCUCUUUCUCCCAUGAGAGGGAAGUUUUGCGCAGGACAGAUGGGAUGGUCUUCCUUGCUCUCCUCUGCCCUCUCCAGCCUCUCCCAGCUUCUCCCAGACCGCUUCUACCAAAUUUUCCUGCCCUGGUUUUACUGGUCUGGUUCAUUUUCUUCUGUACUCACAAGGAGUUGAUUUCAAUUUGCUACGAAUUUGGUGGGAGUGGUCCUUAGCCAGAGUGGUUCCUGUGGGGAAACCAGGUGGAUCAGCAUCAGGAGAGUGGCGGGGGUAAUUGAGGUGCCAGGGCUGAUUGGCACCUCAGAGUGCGUGCGGCCUGUCCUUAGUGGAGAACAGGGAGUGCACAGUGUCCCAGCUAGGUGGUGGCACCUGCCCUGCCAUUGCAGCCCUCGAGGCUGAGCUGUGAGACUCGUCGAGCUGUAAAGCUGUGGGAAGCAACACCCUACCACACACCUCAGGUAGCAUUGCCAUGUCUCCCACUCCGUGCUUCAGCCCUCUGUCUCCUGCUUCCCACUGUCCCCUUGCCCUGACAGCUGCCGUGUGGCCUGGGACUCAUCAGCAAGCCUACUUAAUUCCUGGUCUCUGUGUUAACAGCCACCAUCCGGAUGCAAUGGAAACCUUUUUUAGGCGGCACUUUGGGCGGAAGGGGCUGCGGCGCACCAGCGUGGUGGCUGUGCCCACGGGCAAGGUCAGGCGUCGCUCCCAGGUGGGGCUGCCCUCCAGCUCGCUGGCCCAGUGCCGCCGUGGCUCAGGCACCCCAGCAGCAUCCCUCUCCUGCCUGGGCCUGGUCCGGCGUCCUGGCACCCGCCGCCGCUCCAGCACCACGCCGCCCUGCCUCAGCCCCAGGUUUGCCGUGCAGAAGCAGCGCAGGGGCCAGGCACAAGCUAUUGAUGCCCAGCUGCUGGGUCCCACUGUGCUCCUGGCCAGCCUCAUUCCCACGGGAGAGGAGCAGGACAAGGCUCACGGCACUGACAGCUCCAGAUCUGACUCUCCAGAGGACGGUGGUGCAGCAGCAGGAGCUGAGCAGGGCCAGCACGAGCAUUGUGCUGAGGAGGCGUGGCUGGCCAUGCUGCCCCAGCUGCGGCCGCUCCAGGCAGGGCUGCUGUCGCGGGGCCCACGCUGCCUGCGGCGUGCCUCCUCCCACUGCCUGCCCACCGAGGUCGCGUACGGCCGGGCUGCCUACGGCCUGCCAGGCCGCUACCGCCGCCUCAGCCAGCGCCGCCGCUCCAGCGAUGGCCUUCAACCUGGGCUGCUCCCCUCUGGCCACCCACGGCUGCUGGCCCAGCACUCUGCAGGAGUGGCCGGAACCGGGUGCCCCUCUGCCACCCUCACCGAGGGUUUGGGACCGGAGUCCACCUGCCGCACCACUCCGGACGGCUGGAGCCCCCGGCUGCUGAAAGCUAUUGCCAAAUCCAGUCUCCAGCACAUGAUAGCCCAGCCAAACCCGGCACUAGCUGUGAGGAGCGACUCGGAGAGGCAGCUACGCAGCACUGUGGAUUGGAGCGAGGCUGCGGUCUAUGGGGAGCACAUCUGGUUUGAGACCAGUGUCUCUGGGGACUUCUGCUAUGUUGGGGAACAGUACUGCAUGGCGAAGCUUCUGCAAAAGACUCUCUCCAGGCGUAAAUGUGCAGCCUGCAAGAUUGUAGUGCAUACACCCUGCAUUGAACAGCUGGAGAAAAUAAAUUUCCGCUGCAAACCUUCCUUCAGGGAGUCAGGAUCCCGGAACAUACGGGAGCCUAUUGUUGUCCGACAUCACUGGGUGCACCGGAGGCGGCAGGAAGGGAAAUGCCGGCAGUGUGGCAAGGGUUUUCAGCAGAAGUUUGCCUUCCACAGCAAAGAGAUUGUAGCCAUCAGCUGUUCAUGGUGCAAACAAGCGUAUCACAGCAAAGUAACAUGUUUCAUGCUGCAACACAUUGAAGAGCCCUGCUCACUGGGAGCUCAUGCUGCUGUUGUUGUUCCUCCCACCUGGAUUCUGCGGGUCCGGCGGCCCCAGAAUCCUCUGAAAUCUAGCAAGAAGAAGAAGAGGACAUCAUUCAAGCGGAAAUCCAGCAAAAAGGGAGCCGAGGAAGGGAGGUGGAAACCCUUUGUUAUCAAGCCCAUGCCAGCUCCUCUCAUGAAGCCCUUGCUGGUGUUUGUGAACCCCAAGAGUGGUGGGAAUCAGGGAGCCAAGAUCAUCCAAUCCUUCAUGUGGUAUCUCAACCCACGGCAAGUUUUUGACCUCAGCCAGGGUGGACCCAAGGAGGCGCUGGAGCUGUACCGCAAAGUCCACAACCUCCGGAUCCUGGCAUGUGGGGGAGACGGCACAGUGGGCUGGAUACUCUCCAUUCUGGACCAGUUACGCAUAAACCCAUCUCCUCCUGUGGCCAUCCUACCUUUGGGGACAGGGAAUGACUUGGCCAGAACACUGAACUGGGGUGGGGGUUACACAGAUGAGCCUGUGUCCAAGAUCCUUUCGCACGUAGAAGAUGGGAACAUAGUGCAGCUCGAUCGCUGGAACCUCCAUGUGGAGCCAAACCCUGACACAAACCCUGAGGAAAAGGAUGAGGCAGCUGCUGACAAGCUGCCUUUGGAUGUCUUUAAUAAUUACUUCAGCCUUGGCUUUGAUGCACGGGUGACGCUGGAGUUCCACGAAUCCCGAGAGGCCAACCCAGAGAAGUUCAACAGCCGAUUUCGGAAUAAAAUGUUCUAUGCUGGGACGGCCUUCUCCGACUUCCUCACCGGGAGCUCCAAGGACUUGGCGAAGCAUGUCAGGCUGGUUUGUGAUGAGACAGACCUGACCUCCAAGAUUCAGGACCUGAAGCCCCAGUGCCUGGUCUUCCUUAACAUCCCAAGGUACUGUGCAGGCACCAUGCCCUGGGGCAACCCUGGGGAGCACCAUGACUUUGAGCCCCAGCGCCAUGAUGAUGGCUGCAUUGAAGUUAUCGGCUUCACCAUGACCUCACUGGCUGCCUUGCAAGUCGGAGGCCAUGGGGAGCGGCUCUGUCAGUGCCGGCAGGUGGUUCUCACCACAUCCAAGGCCAUCCCCAUGCAGGUGGAUGGAGAGCCCUGCAAGCUGGCACCAUCCUGCAUCCGCAUCUCUCUGCGCAACCAAGCCAACAUGGUGCAGAAGACCAAGCGGCGCAACUCCAUGCCUCUGCUCAAUGACCAGCAGCCAGUGCCCGAGCAGCUGCGGAUCCGGGUGAGCCGAAUCAGCAUGCAUGACUAUGAGGCACUGAACUAUGACAAGGAAAAGCUCAAGGAAGCCUCUGUGCCACUGGGAAUCAUCGUGGUUCCAGGAGACAGUGACCUGGAGUGGUGCCGGACCCGGAUUGAGAAGCUGCAGGAGGAUUUCCCUGCAGAGCCCUCUGCUUUAGAGCGCCUGCUCUUUCAGGAGGGAGAUGGAGCCAAGCCAAAGACACUGUCAUUCCAGAAACUGUCACCCAAGUGGUGCUUCCUGGACUCAACCACGGCCGAUCGGUUCUACAGGAUAGACCGUGCACAGGAACACCUCAACUAUGUGACAGAGAUCUCUCAGGAGGAGCUCUAUGUGCUGGACCCAGAGCUAGUGGUCACUCAGACUGUGAGCACUUCUCCUGCCAUGCCCGACCUUGUGGACUCAUCUGCCACACCCCCUGGGCACCAUUUUGCAUUUCCCUCCUCUUCCUCCUCUCCACCCUCCUCUCCUGCCCCCAGUGCUGAGCCUGAGCGCUGCCUCCCACAUAAAGAUGACCUUCUGAUAGAAGCUGCCAAGAGUGGCAACUUCAGCAAGUUCCAAGAGCUGCACCGAGCUGGAAGAGACCUGAUGGUGCGAGACUCCUCUGGCCAGACCGUCCUCCACCAUGCUGUCAAAUCAGGAAGCAAGGACAUCGUCAAAUACAUCAUUGACAAUGCUCCUUCAGAAAUCCUUGAUGCCACAGAAGAGGAGAAGGAGACACCCCGAAGCACCGUGCUGAGAAAGCCAAUGACCCUGACUUAGCUGCCUACCUCGAGAACCUACAGCACUACCAGAUGAUCCAGCGGGAGGACCAGGAGACAGCUGUGUAGUGCUUGGUGUGCCUUAGCCCAAGCCAGCUCAUGCAAGAUGAGAAGAGGACAAUGCCAACUGGCAGAGCUGUAUCUGGCCCAACCCUCCCCAGAUGCCAACUUGGUCCCUGGAGAUGGAUACGGAAGAGCUCUGCCCCAGGCUGGGCUGGGAGUCUGUUUAUGAGGACAAUGGAUUUUUCAGACUUGAAGCCUGAUUUUUUGUGUCCACCCCUUCACCUCUCAUUCACCACAUUCCCUGCCCUAGGUGGGCUCUAACCCCCAGCCAUGUUGGAGCAGGCCAGGCUGAAGCCCCCAGUCACCCUUGUUCAUGGCAGUAAUGCCAGUGCCCCUUCCAUAGGCUCCUACCUAUGGUCCUUGUGGGACAUCAUUACUCAGCCCCUCUCUCUGCUGGCAGUGCCCUUCUUAGGUAUUUGGCUAGGUUUGUGUCCCAUUCCUCCUCUCCUGUCUGGCACAGCUGUGGGAGGCACAGGCUACAUCAACAGACUGCAGAGGCUGUGAGCCGCAGACUUUGCCCCAAAGGAAGCCCCACAACUUACUGGCCCUGCCUUCUCCUCCCUCCUGGGGCUGUACCAGGUCGCUGUGUUGCCCUCUCCAGAGCCUUCUGAAGCAGGAGGGAAGGCACUUGUGCAUCCAGCCUUUCCUCAGAGCAUCUGUGACUGGUGCAGCUGGAAGUAGGGCAGCAGGUGCCCUCCUGAUGGACCUUUAGUGCUCAGUCAGCAGUCUCACUCGGGGCUGGGAUGGCAUGGAGGAAGGCUACCAAACCCUCCCACCAGACGUCUCUCCACGGGACUGGGUGGAACAGUUUGCACACCCGCUCUGCUGAGCAUCUCUUUGGGCCUCCUGUGGGAUGGUGGAGAGCUGCACUCAACUGGGGCAGUGGCAGUGACGACACCUGUUGUAUUUCCCAAAUACUGACUUGGAUACAGCUGCCCUCCCUGCUUCAGUUUCCCCCUCAAUGCUAGACUUUGCAUGGGGCUGGACGGGCAGUGCUGGGGUCAGUGCUGCUCUCAGGGAUCCCCUCCUGCCCCCCAACCUGGCAACAUGUAUCCUUUAGUUCGACUCCUGCUGUUCCCCAAACUGGGCACAGGGCUUUGCAGGGAAAACUUGAGAGCUCACCCAGCUGACACACAACCCACCUGGGCAGACCCCGAGCUCACCCUCUCCAGUUUUAGCAGAAAGAAGGAUUGGGAUUCACAGGAGCCAUCAGGGCCCCUAGCCCUGAGUCAUGAUUGCAAUCAGAUGAAUUUCACCAACCUCCUGCUAUGUGUCAUGAGGCACCACAAUCCAUCUCUGCUCUUGAUGUUGUGAGUGCUUAAUGCCAAGACAUCAAGCCAUGCCUUCAGCGAGGCUUUUGCAGAACUGAAUCUCUCAGACUGAGGUGCCCACAGAGGAGGGAAGCUGAUGGCUCUGAGCCAAGCUGAUGGCUGCUUGGCACUUUAUGGUGGGCAGUGGUUGUGAAAGGUGUUGCUGUUCACAGCUUGGCUCCAGGAUAGGAUGCUGCUGUGCAGUCCCUCUGCACUUACACACAGCUGUGCCCCCUGGGUAGUGCUGGGUGGCACCAUUUGAAUCCCUCCUACCAAGAAAACAGUAUGAAGGUACUGUAGGGAACCAGAAUACCUUUCAAACUUUUUGUCCAGAGGCAGGGUUUCCUUGAAGGAUGGGGGAUGCUGUACUGGGGAACAGAGGUGCUGGGCAGUGCAGGGUGCCCAGGGGCCAAUUGGCAGUAUUGACAAAUAAUAAUGAUCAUGUACUAAUGCUAGAGCUGGGACACUCCAGAAGUGCCUGGAGUUCUCAUCAGCACUGCUGGCAGGCCACUGACAGGCAAGGGACUGUCAUCUCAGAGGUCCACACCACUGCUGCCCCAGAUGGGAUGCCCAGCUUGGCCCAGAGGCAUUUAGAGCCUCAGCUUUCCCCUUUCUCCCUUAUAGUUGUUGUACAGGUAGUUGAGAGACACACUGUCCCCCUCCCUGCCAGGCCCCUCCGUGCACCUGUGAGCUGAGUUGCUGUGCAAUUCCAAGCCUGCUUAUAUUUGGUGAAGAAGGAGGGGGUGUUGGUUGCCCUGCCCCCUGAGGGCAGGGGUUUUGUGCAAUACCUGGGUCUGUGUUUCUUAGACGCUGUUGUAGGACUGUAUUUUUGUAACUAUGUGAGAGUGCUGGCUCCAGCCGGCCCAGAGCCUGGCACGAGCCUGUGUUCCCAUUGCUUUUCAACUUUGACUGUUUGGAUGUUGUGGUUUCUUGCCAUUGAAAUAAAGAGAUUGAUGUUUUA
Molecule: messenger RNA, 13222 nt
Organism: Catharus ustulatus (Swainson's thrush)
Lineage: Eukaryota; Metazoa; Chordata; Aves; Passeriformes; Turdidae
Gene: DGKZ
Product: diacylglycerol kinase zeta
Exons: 31
Coding region: 7404-10889 (1161 amino acids)
Biological process (GO): diacylglycerol metabolic process; lipid phosphorylation; intracellular signal transduction
Cellular component (GO): nucleus
Molecular function (GO): ATP-dependent diacylglycerol kinase activity; protein binding
Source: RefSeq, a predicted model, not a curated record